Molecule: messenger RNA, 1479 nt
Organism: Lactuca sativa (garden lettuce)
Lineage: Eukaryota; Viridiplantae; Streptophyta; Magnoliopsida; Asterales; Asteraceae
Molecular function (GO): RNA-DNA hybrid ribonuclease activity; nucleic acid binding
Source: RefSeq, a predicted model, not a curated record
AUGAGCAAAGAAGACGAAGAGAAAACAGCCUUCUAUACAGACCAUGGCACGUUCUGCUACACCAAGAUGCCUUUCGGGUUAAAGAACGCAGAGGCGACAUACCAACGGCUAGUUGACUCGAUAUUCGCCAAGCAAAUUGGAAGUAAUAUUGAGGUAUAUGUAGAUGAUAUGGUGAUCAAGAGCCCAAAUGAAGAAAAGAUGCUGCAAGACAUCGAAGAGACUUUCAAAACAUUAGAGGUAACCAAGAUGAAACUAAACCCAGCCAAAUGCACGUUUGGAGUGGAAGAGGGGCAAUUCUUGGGCUACUAUGUUACUAGACAAGGCGUCCAGCCUAGCCCGACCAAGGUCGACGAGUUCAUCAAGACGGCAACCCCAAACUCUCUUAGAGAUGCACAAGGUCUGAACGGGAAGCUCACAACUCUAAGUAGGUUCAUCUCAAAAUCUGUCGACAAGGCUAUGCCACUGUUCCACACCUUAAAGGGAUGCAUCGAGAAAAACAAUUCCCAAUGGACGAAUGAAGCUGAGAAGGCACUCCAGAGAAUCAAGGAGGCACUGCACAAGCUGCCGACCCUGGCAACCCCCAUCCCGAGAGAAACAUUACGAGUGUAUCUAUCGACGUCAGGUGAAGCGAUAUCAUCGGUAUUGGCUGUGCAAAGGGAAGGAGAGCAGAGACCGAUAUACUUUAUCUUGCUUAAGCCAGAGACGUUGGGUCGGCUGGCCAAGUGGGCAAUUGAACUGGGAGAGCACGACAUAAACUACCGCCCAAAAACAAGUAUCAAAGGGCAUGAGUUGGCUGAUUUCUUACUAGAAAUUCCUGACGGAGGGAAUCCGGCGAAAGAAAAGGUGUGGGUAGUUGAAGAGGCCCCUACCGACGACGGUUCAUGGACCCUGUACACGGACGGAGCGUCCAGCAGGGAAGGCUCAGGGGCGGGGCUGAUCCUGACUAGUCCAGAAGGAGAAGAGGUAACCUACGCCCUCCGUUUCGACUUCCAUACAUCGAACAACGAGGCGGAGUAUGAGGCACUGCUCGCAGGAUUGCGACUCGCCAAACAGAUGGGUGCGAAAGCUGUAACAGCGCUAACCGACUCAAGGUUAGCAGCGAACCAAGUCAAUGGGAGUUUUGAGAUACCCAGAAGUGAGAAUAAAAGGGCAGACGCUUUGAGCAAGCUAGCGUCCACUUGUUUCGACCACCUGUCAAAGAAAGUUUCAGUGGAGGUGCUCCGGGAGAGAAGCAUUGAUGAACAGCAGGUGAACAUCCUAACCCCCGCUGGACCCACAUGGAUGACGCCGUUCCGGGAAUACCUCCAGAGAGGGGUGUUGCCGGACGACCAUGACGAAGCCAGAAAAAUACGUAUAAAGGCGCCCUCAUACGCAAUGGUGAACGGGGAGUUGUACAAGAAGGGGUUCACGUCUCCAUGGCUAAAAUGUUUAGAUCAAGCCAAGGGGAGAGAGAUAUUGCAGGAAGCACACUCAGGGUAG